Messenger RNA from Amborella trichopoda, 3546 nucleotides. The record is from RefSeq and is a predicted model, not a curated record. Lineage: Eukaryota; Viridiplantae; Streptophyta; Magnoliopsida; Amborellales; Amborellaceae.
GUUUCCCAAAACCCGUGGCGUAGUUGCUCUCUCUAGAUUUCGUUAUUCCUGUACUUCACCCAGGACCUUGUCUGUCUCAAAUAAAAUUUGCAAAUGCAAAGAUAUGUGCGUUAGAGAGAGAAAAUGCAUUUGAGAGAUAAGAACAGCUCAAAAUUAGAGAGCCCCAAUAGCCCAGAGACAUGUGUUUUAGAGAGAGAAGGAUGGUGGAUGAUGCAUGGACAGAGAAAAGGCUUUUAGAGAGAGAGAGAAACGAGUUUGUAGUCUCAACCUCAUUUACGAUUGACUUGGAAUCUGGGAAAGAUUCAGUAAUUGAAUGAAAGCCUGUGGGUGAAGAGAAUCUUCGCCAUGGUGACCAACCCACAGGGCUCUCUCUUGUUUCUCUCUCUUCACUCACCCACAGUCCCUCUCUUGUUUCUCUCUCUUCACUCACCCACAGUCCCUCUCUUGUUUCUCUCUCUUCUUAAUCUCAUCCUUUCCAUUUCUAGCUGUGUGGGAAUCUCGGACAACUUUCUCUCUCUUGUUUCUCUCUCUUCUUAAUCUCAUCCUUUCCAUUUCUAGCUGUGUGGGAAUCUCAGACAAGUGCUGCUCUAUCUCUUUUGACUUAAUUUAUGUCCUUCUCUGGUACAUGUUUGGGAAUCCCAAGAAUUAGGGACAUAGAGCCUUUUCUCACUCUAGGACAAAUCCUAAGAGCUUCUUCCUCCUUGAAAUAAUCCACAGUAGAGCUAUAAAACACAUGAUGGGUUCUUUUGAUUUUUCUGGGUCCUUGUAAAAGUCCUUUUCCAUGGCUUUUUGAGGCCUGUUUUAUGGAUUUCUGCUGCAAUAAAAGUGGGUUUUUUUGGGGGUGUUCUUGAGUGGUUUCUCAGUCUAGCAAAUGGGUCUCUUUUAUUUUAGAGCUCUAAGGGAUUCUUGAUGGGUUUUUUUUUAAUUAUUCUCUUGUGCAAGUGGGCCUUUUGAUUGAGUUCUUUAGUGGGGUUUUUCUGGAGGAUUACCCUGCAAUUGGUUUUCCUGCCGAGAUUUCUUUCCACUCAGUUUUUGAUGGAUUCUCUCUUUCUUUCUUUCUUGCCACUCAGUGUUUGAUGGAUUUUCUCUCUCUUCGUUCUCUCUAGUGAGAAGAGGAACUUGGCUUUCUGAAGAAGAAGACCCAUCAAUGCAAGAAGCUGUCAAUCCUCAAGAGUCGCUCUUUGGUUCUCUAUCCGAAGCCAUGGAUUUCGAUUUCAUCGAUGAGGCUCUCGAUGGUGGAAGCUGGCUCGAUGCUGUGGACUGUUCGGAUCUCUCUCAACCAGGUCCCUCUACUUCUUCCUCCCUCCUUGAUCCCUCGUACUUUGUCUCUCCUGUUUAUAUCAAUACCCAGAACCCUCAAAACACAGACCAAGAUUAUCAAGAACAAGCUGUGAUUUUUGAAAACCCAAUGGAAAACCCUUCUGAAAAUCUUGAAACGCAAUCUAUGAAUCAUAAUUCGAUCUCGAAACUCGGCUUUCCUGAUUCUCAAUGGCCACCAAACUCCACCACCGGUUCGAUUAUGAAAAGAUGGGUGAACCCAAAUUUAGUUUCUCCAGUGAAUGAUAGGUUGAUGCAGGCCAUUCAAAUCAUAAAGGAGAGCACCAGCAAUGGCGACGUUCUUGUUCAGAUAUGGGUUCCUGUGAAAAAGGGGGAUAGCCAUGUCUUGACCACUUGCGAACAACCCUUUAUUCUUGAUCCCCGUAGCCAAACUCUUACUAGAUACAGGACUGUUUCCAUGAACUACUUUUUCUCAGCGGGGGAGGGUUCAGGAGGAGUUCUAGGAUUACCGGGUAGGGUCUUCUCAGGGAAAUUACCGGAGUGGACUCCAAAUGUGCAGUAUUACAGCAGCAAUGAGUACCCUCGUGUCAAUUAUGCUCAGGAAUUUGAUGUUCGAGGCACGCUCGCUCUCCCUGUUUUUGAGAAGGGUAGUCGGGCUUGCCUUGGCGUUGUAGAGGUCAUCAUGACUGACCAGAAGAUCAAUUAUGCGCCAGAGCUCGACAAGAUUUGCAGAGCUCUUCAGGCUGUUGAUCUCAGGAGCUCCGAGGUUCUGACUCCCCCAUAUGUAAAGGUCCGAAACGAUGGUUUCCAAUCCGCAUUUCCCGAGAUCCUCGACGUUCUAAAAGCUGUAUGUGAGACCCAUAGAUUACCAUUAGCUCAGACUUGGGUUCCUUGCAUUCAACAUGGAAAGAAAGGAAGCAGGCACACUGAUGAGAGCUACAAGGAUUGUGUGUCCACAGCUGAUGGUGCAUGUUAUGUUCGUGAUUCUGAGAUGACGGGUUUCCAAGAAGCAUGCUCUGAACACCAUUUAUUUAAAGGCCAAGGAGUGGCCGGAAAAGCAUUUGCCACUAACCAACCAUGCUUCUCGCCAGAUGUAACUUCCUUUAGUAAGAUGGAUUUCCCUCUUGUGCACUAUGCUAGGGUCUUUGGUUUGGGAGCUGCAGUCGCCAUUCGCUUGAAGAGCACAUAUACUGGAGCUGCUGACUAUGUUAUGGAGUUCUUUUUACCUGUAGAUUGUCGAGACAAUGAGGAGCAAAAGAUGAUGCUUAAUUCAUUGUCUGUUACCAUACAACAAGUUUGCCGGAGUUUGCGGGUUGUCACAGAUAAGGAGCUUGAGGAUGAAAUGAUGACCCAGGUUAAUGAUGUGUUUUGUUCAGAUAAGAUGGCAUCUAAAUCUAGAAAAGCAGAUGUAGAGAACCCAUCUGGGGAUUUGAACAAAUCGAGCUCUGGGGUUGGAGCUUCUUGGAGAGAGAAAACCGGGGUGUUUUUGUCUUCCAUGCCUUCGGGAUUUCAAGAGGGGAGAGAUAUUAUGGUUGCACAAUCUUGUCAUUGGGGUAGCCCUCGGGUCUCGUGUCAUGAAGGGGGACGUUUUUUUAAAGUGGAGCAGCAUCAAGAUUCAGCGAACAAUAGUGCGGAUAGAGGCCAGUCUUUUGUUGGUGAGUUGGAUUUUUCAAAUGCUGGAAAGGGGCCUGAAAAGAGGAGGGCGAAAACAGAGAAGAAUAUCAGCUUGCAAGUUCUUAGACAGUAUUUUGCUGGGAGCUUGAAAGAUGCUGCGAAAAGCAUUGGUGGUAAGUGUCUGCACCUGUCAAUGACUUCAGAAAAUCAAACAGCAAAUUUUUGUGGUUUGCCCUCUUGGUACCAUCAUUUGGGCGAUACAUUCACAUGCUAGUUACUGUAGUGAAUGAGUAACUUUGCCCUUCAGAUCUUUGGCAUACGUAUAACAUGAACUUUCUCCCAUAACUUCCUUUAACCCACAAUUUUCUUCUCAUAUUUGAACUCCAUGACUGUUGUCUUUCUUUGGCAUUAGGAAAUAAUCAUUAGAUUGACUCAAAUUAUUUCGACAGAAGGUAGUCAUGCAUAUUUUACUUGUUUGGAUGGUAAUUUGCUCUCUUUGAUUAUCUAUAUAAAUCACCCUUUUCAUGACCUUGGACCAUGUGGAAUGUUGCUAUUUGAUUGACCCUCUGGUCUUCUACAUUAAAGCUUCCAUUUAUGUUUCUUAGGCUGGACUUUAUUUUUUCUUUCCAUGCACUGCAUGUUAAAGAAAUGUUC